This is a messenger RNA of Homo sapiens (human), 4247 nucleotides long. It is a transcript of the gene CCDC73, whose product is annotated as coiled-coil domain containing 73. The record is from RefSeq and is a predicted model, not a curated record. The transcript has 23 exons. Lineage: Eukaryota; Metazoa; Chordata; Mammalia; Primates; Hominidae. The coding region runs from base 918 to 4157 and encodes 1079 amino acids.
GGAAACCCCAGGGUAACUGUGGGCAGUUGGCUGAGUAGAACCAGAAGCGUAAACAUAGUCUGGCAACUGUCAAACAAACUAAAACAAACAAAAAAAAAUAUUAAAAAAAAAAGGCCCCUAGCUCAGCACUUUGAGUUUCUGUCGAACUGAAUCACCAACCUGUUGUACUCAAAGCCUAGGCGCAAGAGCGCCCGGCGCGCGGUUUCGGUCGCCGGAACCCGACGCGCGCCCAGGAAGCAGCCCCUGAGAGCGCCUGGGACAAACGCCGUGCCCAGUGACCCUGCCGAGGGCUGAUCGGGCACCUGUCGCCGCGGGCAACCCUCGCUAUGUGUUCGAAUCCAACCCAGUCCGCCGAGGUGGCCCCUUCCAGUACCCAGGGGAGUGCUUUCUACAUUGUUCGUGCUGAAUACAUUUUCAUGGAGUGGAAGCAAUUUAUCUUCAGGUGGUUUGUCUCUGUAUCCACUCCUUUAUUCUGCAGUUUGAGUCAGGGAAAGAACAGCUUUUUCCUUGAUCAUCUAUCACUUUACAGAAGUGUACAAUCUUAGCAAAAUGGUGUCAUGUCAUAUUAACCAAUAUUCUCACAAUUGGUGAUACUAAUGAAGACUCUGAGGGAUGAGAAGAUGAUGACAACAUUUUUGAUUCACUAAGAUUAAAUUAUGAUGCUCAAGAUUACCCACGUAUCUUAGGCUAAUGACCUUCAAGCCGGAAGUGCCCUAGGGCGGGAAAAGGUGAACCGGAAGGGCCAACAGGAGCUAGAGGCGCGCUUCGCUGAGGGGCUGCUUUGGCCUGGAGCCUCCUGACUGCUGGGCUGUGUCUAGAAUCUUCCACGCUCCCGACCCAGGAGAAGCAGCCACACUGAGGCAUCCAUCUGGAUCUCUGCUUGGGCAGGAUUGAGACUGCGGGAAAUAAAUAUUAAUAUGGAAAGCAACUUCAAUACUGAGUCAUCAUCUACUUUUACUCUUCAAAGUUCUUCAGAGACAUUGUUUUCUAUUCAGCUAUUAGAUUUCAAAACAAGUUUACUGGAGGCAUUAGAAGAAUUGCGUAUGAGAAGGGAAGCAGAAAUUCAUUAUGAAGAGCAGAUUGGUAAAAUUAUUGUGGAGACACAGGAACUUAAAUGGCAAAAGGAAACUCUUCAGAAUCAAAAGGAAACAUUGGCAGAGCAACACAAGGAAGCAAUGGCAGUUUUUAAAAAGCAGUUGCAGAUGAAGAUGUGUGCCCUGGAAGAAGAAAAGGGAAAAUAUCAACUUGCUACAGAAAUAAAGGAAAAAGAAAUAGAAGGAUUGAAGGAAACAUUAAAAGCACUACAGGUUUCUAAAUACUCUUUACAGAAGAAAGUGAGUGAAAUGGAACAAAAGGUCCAGUUACAUCUUCUGGCUAAAGAAGACUAUCAUAAGCAACUGAGUGAAAUUGAGAAAUAUUAUGCCACAAUAACAGGUCAAUUUGGAUUGGUAAAAGAGAAUCAUGAAAAGUUAGAACAAAAUGUACGGGAAGCAAUACAAUCAAACAAAAGACUUUCAGCUUUAAAUAAAAAACAAGAAGCUGAAAUAUGCAGUUUAAAGAAGGAACUAAAAAAAGCAGCCUCAGACUUGAUAAAGUCCAAAGUCACAUGUCAAUAUAAGAUGGGAGAAGAAAACAUCAAUCUAACAAUUAAAGAACAAAAAUUUCAAGAACUUCAAGAAAGACUCAACAUGGAAUUGGAAUUAAAUGAGAAGAUUAAUGAAGAGAUUACCCAUAUUCAAGAAGAAAAACAGGAUAUCAUCAUUUCUUUCCAACAUAUGCAGCAGUUACUUCGGCAACAAAUUCAAGCUAAUACUGAAAUGGAGGCAGAAUUGAAGGUGCUAAAAGAAAAUAAUCAGACCCUUGAAAGAGAUAAUGAGCUGCAAAGGGAGAAGGUAAAAGAAAAUGAAGAAAAGUUUCUUAAUCUUCAAAAUGAGCAUGAAAAAGCACUAGGAACUUGGAAAAGACAUGCUGAAGAACUUAAUGGAGAAAUUAAUAAGAUUAAAAAUGAAUUAUCAUCCCUUAAAGAAACUCAUAUUAAGUUACAAGAACAUUAUAACAAAUUAUGCAAUCAAAAAACAUUUGAGGAAGACAAAAAGUUUCAGAAUGUUCCAGAAGUAAAUAAUGAAAACAGUGAAAUGUCAACUGAAAAAUCAGAAAACACCAUUAUACAGAAAUAUAAUACUGAGCAAGAAAUAAGGGAAGAAAAUAUGGAGAAUUUUUGUUCAGAUACUGAAUACAGAGAAAAAGAAGAAAAAAAAGAAGGCUCAUUUAUAGAGGAAAUAAUUAUAGAUGAUUUACAGCUUUUUGAAAAAAGCUUCAAGAAUGAAAUUGAUACUGUUGUUUCUCAGGAUGAAAAUCAAAGUGAAAUCUCCUUAAGCAAAACCCUCUCCUUAGAUAAAGAAGUAAUUAGUCAAGGACAAACCUCGAAUGUUACGGACAACAGAAAAUCAGUUACUACAGAAAUAAAAGACAAGAUAUGCUUGGAAAAAGACAAUGGAUGUACAGAAUUUAAAUCACCAAAUAAUCAUUUUGUAGUGUUAGAUACAGCAAUAGAAACAGAAAAAAUACAUCUAGAAAGAACCAGAGGAUUAGAUGUUCACCAUACAGAUGUAAAUCUGGAGGUUGAAAAUAACAAAACAUCAUUUAACAGUAUUUUAAAUGAGACAGCACACAAUACAUAUCACAAUAAUAAUAAAGAUGUUUCUGAAAAUGAGCCAUUCAAACAAUUCAGAUUGCUUCCAGGGACUCGAGAACAUGCUCUAGAGAAGGAAAUUACAAAUAGUGACCAAACCAAAGCAGAUUUGGACUCGUCUCUAGAUAUAAAAAAAAAUCCUGUUCCAUGUCAGAAAUAUAGUUUACGGAAUUCAAGUAAUGUUAUGUUAGAUGAUAAACAAUGUAAAAUAAAACAAAUACAACUGUUAACUAAAAAAAGUGAGUGCAGCAUAUUACUUUCUAAACAAACUUCAGAUUUUCUGCAAGUCUGUAAUGAUACUUUAGAGAAAUCUGAACUAACUGUUCCCUGUGAUAUAGUAAUCGACCACCAUGUUUCAUAUGCUGCUUUUAGUGCUAAUUCAAAACUACUUCUGAAGAACUCAGAUAAAAAUGUCCAUAGUAUGUCUAUGUUGGUGAAACCUAACUCAAGCCCUGGGGGAAAAACUAUGUGUAAAAAUAUGAGUGAUAUGCAAAACAGUCAAUUUAAUAACUGUUUGGGAUACUUAGAAAACACUAAUGUGAACAUUUCCCAUCUUCAUCUUAACAAUGAGAAUAGUCAUGCUUCACAAGCCAAAGAUGUGAAAACUGCUGUUCACAUGAAAACUUGCACAGAAACAGAGUUUUCCAAUAAAAAGAAUCAGAUUGAUGAGAAUCAGGUAACUGAAGCCACAAAAAAUGACCUCUUCCUUUUUGUGAGCAUUAAUGAAAGACAGCAUACAUUGUUAAAUAAUACAGAGAAAACAGAAUCAUUAAAUGACAUUGUUUCAGGAAAAAUGUUCAGUGAAGGACAGCUGGAGGAAUCACAUUCAUUUCACAUAGAGCCAUCUGGAGAUUUAGUAAACAGAAGCGGAAGGUCAACCUUUGAUCUUUCAACUUCAGAUAAAAAAACUGAGAAAACUCCAGUAUACAUGAAUUUUUCAGACCCCGGUCCUUGGUCAAAAGUAAAUCACAUUGAAAGUCAAACAGCGAGCAGUUCGACCCCUUGCAUUUCUUUGUUGCUGAAGGAGAGACCACUAGAUCCAUCAGAAAACAAAAAGAUCAUUUCAAUGGCUCUUUGUAAAAAUAUUGGUGUGGAUGAUGUUGGAAAGGAUAUUGGACCAGAUACUACCAGCAUUAACAGAGUUGCUGACACUUUGAAUAACUGGAGUAUCCAUCCAGAUCCCAAGGGAGAACCCAGUGAAGAGAAGAAUGCAAUGGCAAAGACUUUUUAUGAUUCCUCUUUUCCCACAGAACAUGUGAAAACAAAGCCUCUGAUAUCAACUCCACUACAAAGCCAUUUGCAGGCAAUCAAGACGACUAAAAAUACUUCUGGUGAUGAUGACUGGCAGAGCCUCAUUACGAAUCAACUAAAUAAAAGUGAAAAUUUACUAAGUUUAGAAAAUGACAACCAGCCAAAGAAAAGAAAAGCAGAAGAGACGUUGGAAAAAAACAACAGAUUAAAAUAAUGUAGAUAAGUGCUUUCAGUAGUGAAAUUAUGUAACUGAAAUUCUGGUAUAGUUUUUACUAGAAUAAAAUGACUGUUGUAUUUAAAGCUC